AUGAGAGUGGAGGAUAUCAAGAAGUUAUCUGUCCUUGACCACUCUUGUCUACGGUACAUAUUACGGAUCCGUCGAGCAGAUAAAAUAUCACAAGAUCUUCGUUCAAAUACCAUUUGCAUAAAUAAUGUUAUCACAGAGUGUCGCCUUCGCUGGUUAGGGUACAUUCUUGGUCGUCCACCACAGGAGUUGAUGCAUAUUUCGCUAUUUGCUAAACCAUGUGACGGUUGGCGUCAAAAGCGAGGUGGGCCAAUCAAGACCUGGACUGAUACGGUGAGAAAAGAUUUUGAACGUAUAGGUGGACCAGCAAUAUAUGGACUUAGACGAUGGAAAAAGGAAUGGCUUUCAUUACUGUCGACGAUGGCAUCAGACCGCGCCACUUGGAAGCGUCUUACCCUUGUAGCCGUUGGAGCCAGCCUAACCAGUAAUGUUGGUAAAGAAGUAAAAGUUGUGGUUUACAUGUCCACUAGGCCGCAAGAUUUCGAGCUGAGGAAGGCUUUACGAGAUUUUUGGACAAAUGAAGCAAAAAUGCACGGUAUCGAGGUAGUUUUCGCGAUGGGGCGAUAUAAAAAUGAUUCAAGUGAUAUUAUUUUGGCUUUUAAAGAAAAUUUACUUUACGGAGAUAUAUUUAUGGCGAAUUAUGAAGACACCUAUAAAAAUUUAAUAUUAAAAUAUUGGAUGAAUUUACACUAUCAUGUGCACUAUUGUCAUCAAACAAAUUUUAUGGUUCACGCAGAUUCGGAUACAGUGAUUUUCGCUGAAAAAUUCGCAUCAUUUAUGAAUAAAUAUAAGCAUUUAUAUGAGAAUAAAUUGGGCUGUCAGCCUCUUGCUGGUCCAAGGAUUACUAAUCCAAAUAAUCUGUGGUAUGUGUCUGCUGAUCAGGAACCGUGGCCACAGCUAAUGAGAUAUUGCCACGGAUUUAUGAUCCUUUCAAGCAAUACCGUCGCCAAGAAGCUUCUUGAUGGUGUAGAGAAAAUUGGUAUUGACUAUUUUACAUCAUUUGGAAUAUUCGACGUUGCAACUGAUGUGGAAAUUCUUGAAAUAGAUGGAUUAUACCACAGCAUGCCAGAGCUUGACAACGUGUGCAACGAAUCAACACUUGCAAUACAUUAUAUGAAAGAAGUGAAAGCUAUAGAAAUUACUAUCAAUAAAAGCAAGAAUUGUUCUAUUAUUAACAAAGGAAAGCAUGCCGAUUUAUUGCAAUAA
This is a messenger RNA of Dracunculus medinensis (Guinea worm), 1203 nucleotides long. Lineage: Eukaryota; Metazoa; Nematoda; Chromadorea; Rhabditida; Dracunculidae. The record is from the annotation of a GenBank genome assembly.